AUGGAAGGAAGUCAUAACGCAGAAAAUAUAGCCAGUAUGUUGGAUGCUACUCUCUCAAAAUGGGAUAUCAGGUCAAAAUGUGAAGCAAUAACGACUGAUAACGCUCAAACAAUGAUUAACGCCGCAGCCAAACUGCAUAUACGACAUAUACCCUGCUUUGCGCACACACUAAACCUGACGGUAAGUGAUUCGUUUGCUGUGACCUGCUUAGACCAGAUUCUGAAAAAAUGUAAAUCGAUUGUGACUUUUUUCAAGAUGAGUACUCUAGCUAGCGAUAAAUUACGGACUAUUCAACGUGAAUUAAAUAAACCAGAACUGAAAGUGAUCCAGGAAGUACCCACCCGCUGGAACAGUGCAUACCACAUGCUGCAAAGAAUUGUUACAAUGAAGACAGAAUUAACUCUCGCACUUAAUGAAUGUAAUCGGGCUCCACCAGGAGUCAAUGCUGACGAAUACCUAAUUAUUCAAGAAACAAUUCAAAUUCUGGAACCUUUCGAUCUAGCUACAACAAAAAUUUCCGGAGAAAGCUAUAUAACAUUGUCACUGAUAAUACCAUUGAUUCGUGGAAUAAAAACGAAAUUAGUAGAAGUUGAAUCUCAAAUUGUUACUGAAAGCGGAAACAAAAUAUUACUCUGCAUGAAGGGAUCAGUUGACAAAAGACUAAGUCCCUAUGAAAGCAGGACACCUGUUGUACUUGCUACAAUAUUGGACCCCAGAUUUAAGAAGGGGUUCAAAACAAGUGACGACGAGAAGCGAGCUGGUCAGUGGCUGGAAAAGGCCUAUGCUAGCCAUUUAACUAAAGAACGCUUGGCUGUAGAAGAAACGCAACCAACACCAUCCACGUCUUCAGGAACAUCUAAUGACCUGUUGGGAUUUCUAGACGUUCCGGACGUAUCGACCCCGUUGAGUAACUCAUUGGUAGAUGUCAGGCAAUAUCUCGAGAAGCCAGUAAUUGACAGAAAAGAGUGUCCUAUAACAUACUGGAAAUACACCAACAAUAAAUUGAAGGAAUUAGCGAUGCUCUAUCUCUGUAUUCCAGCAUCUUCUGUGCCUUCAGAACGAAUAUUUUCGAAGGCCGGACAAAUUUUAACCGAACGCAGAAAUAGGUUAAAAGAAAAAAGAUUAAAUGAAUUGUUGUUUAUAAAACAAAAUAGCUGUUAUUUUAAUGAUUGA
This is a messenger RNA of Parnassius apollo (apollo), 1173 nucleotides long. The record is from the annotation of a GenBank genome assembly. Lineage: Eukaryota; Metazoa; Arthropoda; Insecta; Lepidoptera; Papilionidae.